Triticum turgidum subsp. durum (durum wheat) is the source of this 1221-nucleotide messenger RNA. NCBI's taxonomy places the organism in Eukaryota, Viridiplantae, Streptophyta, Magnoliopsida, Poales, Poaceae. The record is from the annotation of a GenBank genome assembly.
AUGGAAGCAGACAAGAAACCGCGCUUGCCCCGGUCACCGUGGUCAGACCUCCCGCUGGACAUAGGAGGCCUGGUGUUCAGCCGGCUCCCCCAGUACGCUGACCGCACCGCCUUUGCUCUGGUGUGCCCGCAGUGGCGUGACGCCGCGAGGCAGCAGGCCCUGACCCUGCCACUGCCGGUGCUCGCACUCCCAGACGGCACCUUCUACAGCAUCUUCUACCCUAAGCUCUAUUCCUUCCCUGGCUGCGGCUUCGCGGGGUACGAGAGUGUCUGUGGCAGCUGGCUCGUCUUCCCACGUGACGACGGCUGCUUCCUGGUCAAUCCCUUCUCCAGGGCCAGCUUCAUGCUCCCUGCUCUCUCCAGUGUCCGACUCCGGCCUCCAAAUGCAGUCGCUAAGUGGUCACUCGAGGAUGGGUCACAAGUUGCUGACCCUUACAUCACAUGGAUGCAUAUCAAUACAUCGGAAAAGCUGCACAUAAGUAAGCUACUCCUGUGCUCGCCAAACCUUGUUGCUGCACUGGUUGGCACUGGACACACCAGCCAGAUUCUAAUGUGCCAGCCAGGGGCCUCGUCGUGGUCAGUACGUGCUUACGAUCAGUGUAAGGGGUUCGAAGACAUGGCAUUCUACCAGGGCAAGCUCUACGCCAUUGCCAAUGACGAGAACCUCCUUGUGGUGAACAUCAGCCAGGACCAUAGCACCGGCGAUCCACAGGUUUCUCGGAUUAGACAAAUCAUCAAGGGUGAGCCAUGGUAUCCAGCUGUGUCUGAGGACAACACUAUGUGCUGCAAGAAGCUUUACCUGGUUGAAUCGCAUGGGGUGUUGCUGAUGGCACGAAGGGCGAUCUUGUGCCGGGUACCUGGACCUGGAGCAGUGCCCAGUGAAGUAGUUCCUGGAAUGAGCGGGUUUGAGGUUUUCAAGGCCGACCUUGAGCAUUCACAGUGGGUCAAGGUGUCGACCGUGGGGGAUGACCAACUGCUGUUUCUAGGGCGAAGGUGCUCCAGGGCCAUGUCUGUGUCUCAGUACGGGUUGCCCGGUGAUUAUAUCCUCUUCUUGGAUGAUGAUGAGGAGAAUCGUAUGGACUACUGCUACGAAAGGGAGAACACUUCUUUCGGUGCCUAUAAAAUGGGAUCCGACGGUGUCCUUUUCCCUCAUCCCUAUAUUUCCUGGAAGCUUUGCGAUGAGAUGCGUCUGGCUGCAUGGCUCUUCCCUCGGGACCGAUGA